CCUCCGAGGAGGACUGCCUCGCCGCCGCCAACUCCCUCCUCGGCGCCGCCCGUUCCGCCAUCUCCAUUCUAACCCACGCGCCCAGCGCCACAGCAGCCAACCGCUUCUCGCCCAGCAUGCUCCUCGCCCGCCGCACUGCUCUACUCCCGUGGCCUCCUGACGGCGCGCAGGCUGUUCGACGUAAUGCCUCACAGGGACAUCGUCACCUGCAACUGCAAUACAGUCCGAUGAUCUCUGGCCACGCUGACGAGGCACUCCGGCUUGCGCUCUAGGUGUCAGGCCUAGCAGCCUCAACUUCUCCAUCGUUUGGUCGGUCGUGUGCUCUGCUUCCCAUGGUUCACGCAGCCGCUGUCCAUCACGGCCCUCCCCAACAGAACUCUGUAGCCGGCAACACCUUCUUGAUGUGCGGGUGCGAUGCAUCUCUUUUGGAGCAUGAACAAGCAGGGCAUCGUGUCAGUGAAUACUGUCAUGCCAGGUCACUGUACAAGGAUCAUGGCCAGAGCAAUGCGGUGUUUGAGUGUUUCCGGUUGAUUACAAGCCAUGGGUUUUCGGUUGACCGAUGCAGUGUGUCAACGGUACUUACGAUGUGCACAGAUAUCGAGGAUUUGGCUAAGGUUACCGGCUCUUGGCCCUUUGCAUCAAAAGAUGACUCCUGCCAAAUUCUGUCAUUUAUAGUGCUGUUAUCGGCAUGCUGUCCAUGUCUGACAGACUACCUGAUGCCGUUAGUCUUUGUGAAAAAAAGGGACUUAGAAACAUGUAAUGUGAUGAUAUCGCGCUAUGCCAGGGGCGGUUUAGUGGAGCAAGCUCUGGGCCUCUUUGUGAUGGCUCUGCGAAAUGGUGUUCUUACUUCAGUUUUGCAAGUGUGCUGAGAUGGAGCUCAUGUUUUGGUCUGCUGAAGCAGGGUACCCAAAUCCAUGCACUGGUAUAUAAACGUGAGUUUGAGGAUGAUAUAAUUGUUGCCACUGUUCUCCUUAACAUGGUGUUUGUGUCAAAGAUUUGUUGAUCAUUGGUAUAUAUCACAAAAUGGGAGAGGUAGGGAAGCCUUGAUUGUUUUGGUCAAUAUUGAAGUGUGGUGUCAAGCCAGAUAGAAUUACUAUUCGGAGCUUUAUCUACUUGUAGCUUGGUAUGUCUGGUUAAUGAACGAAUGGAUAUAAUUUCGCUGUUUAAUUCCAAUUACAUUGUCAUUCCUGGCCUGGAACACCAGGCAUGCAGGAUUGUUUAGACACGCAGUAGAUUUAGUCGAGAACAAGCUGCAGAAGUGCAAUACUGCAGUCCUCCUCAAUAUUCUUGACGCUUGCAUUAUUCAUGAGGAUUUCGCGAUGGCAGAGUCAAACUCAGAAAAACAUGUGGAAACUCAAGCUUCAGUCCACACAGCCAUACUCUGUGUUCUGCCUCAAACAUAUGGUGCGAGAUGUAAGUGGGACAGCGUGACCAGGAUGAGGAGGCCAAUGGAAGCUCUAGGAACAUACAGGUUGAGGGAUGUAGCUGGCUCUACAUCAAGAAUGAUAUUCAUGUGUUUAUAUAUGAACAAAUAUUACAUCAUGAAAGCGAAGCUAACUCUGUAUGCAGUUUUAGAUCUACUAGCUAAACAUGGCUCGGCGCCACCCCACGUACCUGACUUAAAUUGGAACCCUGCGUCAACAGUUACCAAGGUCGAAGACUCCUACUAAGCAGGAGCAGUUUGCAAAAUCGAAAGGUGAACUUGUUGCUCUUGCUGGCUUUCUGAGUGGCCUUUAUUGGAAGUGUAUAUGUUUGAAUCUUUCUGUAUCAGAAACAUACUUGUAGGGAUUAUUAAGCGCAAGAAGAACAAGCAUGAAUGGGAUGAGAAAACUUCUUUGUGGAAAUGGAUUUAUGGCUAUGACCGUGUUAAUAACAUUCAAGACAUUCUGAUCAUUGCAGCCAAAAUGACAGAUGAGCCUGGUGUUGAUCCUUUUCCUCAAAGGAGGGACAUAGGAAGAUUAGGGAUGAUUAUCGAGGAAAGAACAGAGAUGUGAAUUUAAAGAACGCUGCGGAAAUUGGUGUUCUGCCAAGGCAAUAGUUUCCUAUUAUCAUCAUCUGCGCAUCAUGCAUUACUUUUUUUUUAUUAACCAUUACAUUAGCAACUCAAGUUUCUCGUAUAACGCUUUCUUAAAAAAAAAAAAACUGUGCAGUCACAUACAGCUUGCUGCCAGAGCUGUGCCCAUCACAGGAACUAAAACGGAUCUGCCUAGAAAAAUCUAAAAAACAAGAUCUUGCGAAUCUUUAGUCAUAAAUAAGGUUGUACACCCCCACACGUUUUUUUAUCAUCGUUUAUGGCUAAUAAAUGCUUGGGAAAUGUAUCAAAGUAUAAUUUCUGGAAAUUUGUAGAAAGUUUCAAAAGGAGAAAGACAGCCUAUAUCUUUAAUUGCUUACCGUAUUAGUAUGUAGAAAUCGCGCAUAUUCUACAGCUGUGCCGUCCUGCAGCUCUUGCUAUCAAGUUAUACAAAUACAGUUUUCUUGGCCCAGCUUUGAGCUAAUCGAAAAGAUAAUUUCUUUGGUGCGCAAGAAAUCUGUAUUGCACGGGUAUGUACAAGCUUGUUUGAUUUUUUUCUUACAUGUCAGUCUAGUUAUGCAAUAUUUUUUGGAUUGGUACAAACUAUUCUAGAUCUUUGUGAUUCAGCGUCGCAGUGGCCAUUCUCUAGAGUUCUAGAUCUAAGUAUCAAUAUGGCGUUAGCAGCCGUUGACUUUCUUAUUAGGAGGUCAUUAAUAUAACAAAAAUUCAUCGGCGACGACAGUAGGUAUAGAAAUCGAUGUUUGUCAUGAUCUGAUAGUUAUGAUUCUUCUCAGGUUAGCAUACGAUUUGGUUGUUGGAAGAUUGUGACCCCAAGAUCUGUAUCACUAUCAAUCUCAAAUCUUACUCUUCGUAUUAAUUUAUCGGUCGAAACGGUCCAUGAGAUCUACUAGAUGAAUUGGAAGGUUGGGAUUUUGAAAACCUCGUGUGAGAUGUCAUCUCUGAAGUGGAUACAAGUGCGGAUGGUGAUACCAGAAUAUGCGUCUUAAUAUCGAUGAACAAAAUAUGUCUAUAAAUCAUGAAAUAUAGUGUGAAUGGUUAAUCCAUGAUUCAGAUAUUCAUAUUUCUUUCUGCUCUGUAUAUUCAUGUCCACUGCUUGUAUUCGUAUCUUUUUUUUUUGAAUAACCAUACUUAUCUAUCUUUUUAAAAUGACUAUGAUGUGAAUAUAGUUUUUCUAUAAUCCAGCCGCGUUUGAUCCGUUUCCACCAUUGUCGCCAUCUUAUUUUCAUUUUUCUUUCUUCGCAACAAUCUGUGGUGGUUUAUAAUGGCCCAGUUGCCUAUACAGGAUCUCAAUUUUCUAUUACAGUCAGCUUUGUUGCCAGAUUUAUUCUAUUGAUUUCUGUCAACCAUUUAGUUUGUUAUUUCUUGCCGAUGUAUAUUUGGUUGUACAUGCGUAUUUUCAAGAUUUUAACUAUGCAAUUUUCCGCUCUGAUGCUUUUACUCAGAACUGAUCUUAAUUUCUACUAGCAGAUAAUUAUCAUUUUUAAAAUUAUUUUGGAGGAUCCUAACAAAGAAAUAAACUCGGUGUUUCAAAUUUAUCUUGAAAGAGAGCCACAAAUGUUCACAUUCAUCUAAAGGCACUGCAUUUUAUUUUGUAACCUAGGAGGCUAGCACUAUUUAACUGUCCUUAGAUUGUUGUACUUUAAGAUUUAGCUGAUUAAUACUUUAUGAUUGAGCUAAUGAAUACUUUUCAUUGUUUUUCACAGUGCCAGAAAGAUUGUCUUGGCAACCACAGCUUGCAAUGGGUGAUGUUGCUGGUGGAUCACAAGUGCGUCCUGCCUCAGCCUAUCCGCCUGGAGCAACAGUGGCUGCAGGUCCUGGCAUCACUCCUGCCGGUUCACAGCCAACGCCACCAUUGCCUGCUGCAAAUCCAACUCAUCUCACUGCUCAGAAGCAGCUUAUGUACGAGCAAUCGCAGGAGUAUCAGCAGCAGCUCCAGCAACUGCACCAUCGGCGGCUCCAGCACUUCUGGGCCGAACGACGGUCAGAGAUCGAGCAGGCCACCGUCAUCAAGAACCACCACCACAUGCACCUCAAAAGGAUAAGGAAAAUCAUGAAGGCCGAUGAGGGCGCCGACAUGAUGAUCGCGGCAGAAGCCCCGGUGUUGUUCGCGAAAGCAUGCGAGAUGCUGACACUGGAGAUGACGAUGAGGUCAUGGAUGGUCACCGAGGAGAACAAGCGCCGGAUCUUGAAGAAGAGUGACGUCGCCGCUGCUGUUGCCAGGACCGACGUCUACGACUUCCUGGUGGACAUAAUCCCCAUGGACGAGAUGGAGGAGGAGGGGGCCGGGAUUCGCAGAGCCUGGCAGCUGCCGCCCCUGGGGGCUCCGGCUGGCGCAUACCCGCCGCAGCUGCAGGUGCCAGGUGCAGCAAUGGUGCACGGCGGGGAGCAGGUGCCGCAGGGCCAUCUCCAUUUGCCGCAUGUGUGGAUAGACCGUCAGGUGCAGCAACGGAAGGGACAGGAUGAUGCGGAGGAUCAUCAAUCUGAAAGCGGCUGACAACAUUGUGAGCCACCACCCCAAAAAAAAAAAAACGGUUAAAAUUCACCAUGCCGUGUCGAUUUUCCGUUACUACUCCGGGCUGAAAGCUGGCCUCUGGAUUCUGGUUACGUCUUUUCGAUAUGCAGUCGUACUAGCUCGGUUUUAUGUGAUGUGUUCUUCUUGUAUGUGGUUUUCUGAUCCUGGUGAAGCUGAUUUGAUCUUGUCUGAA
This is a messenger RNA of Hordeum vulgare subsp. vulgare (domesticated barley), 4737 nucleotides long. RefSeq names its product nuclear transcription factor Y subunit C-4-like. Gene Ontology annotation, cellular component: nucleus. Gene Ontology annotation, biological process: regulation of DNA-templated transcription. The coding region runs from base 3771 to 4526 and encodes 251 amino acids. The transcript is spliced from 2 exons. NCBI's taxonomy places the organism in Eukaryota, Viridiplantae, Streptophyta, Magnoliopsida, Poales, Poaceae. The record is from RefSeq and is a predicted model, not a curated record. Gene Ontology annotation, molecular function: protein heterodimerization activity; DNA binding; DNA-binding transcription activator activity, RNA polymerase II-specific.